AUGACACGUCUUGUUGUUUUGGGUGCAUUAAUAAGUGUUUCGAUAACAUCGCGACUAUUUGCCGAAUAUGCUGAUAAUCAGCGUCAUAUAUAUCCUGAUCUUUAUACGGCAGUUGUACGCUCCGUAUUUCAAGCAUUUUGUAUUAUUUGUAUUGCAUUGACACUUGCCAUCUUACUCAUACAUCUUUAUGGUGCUCGAUUUCGAGGACCUCAUUUUUCAAAUAUAAACCGAUUGUGUAGUACUCUAAAUAUAAUAAUGGGUUUAAUGAUGCUUUCAAUGGGAAUUUGUUCAGCUUUAUGGGAAGAUAAAUUGCGUAGAACACCAGCAGUUGUGAAUAAAGGAUAUUAUUCUUAUCGUGAACGUUAUCUAUUUGGAGAACCUACAUACGGUCAUCCGGGAGCGGCUGCUGCAGCAGCAGCAUUUGGGUUUUUGGCCGCUAUUCUCUAUUUUAUUGAAGCAUGUACAAGACCAACAUUAGAUACAGAAACAAGACAUAUACCAAUUUCCAAUCGAAAUUAUGUGAAUACAACGGAAACACCGAUCAAUUAUCAACCUCAACAAUAUUAUCCAGCAAAAUAUCCCAUUACAACAUCAACUCAUGAACGAAUUAUCCCUGUUGAAACAACAAUAAAUCGGCCUAGUUACUAG
This is a messenger RNA of Didymodactylos carnosus, 648 nucleotides long. The record is from the annotation of a GenBank genome assembly. NCBI's taxonomy places the organism in Eukaryota, Metazoa, Rotifera, Eurotatoria, Philodinida, Philodinidae.